This is a messenger RNA of Gastrolobium bilobum, 3656 nucleotides long. RefSeq lists its product as uncharacterized. Gene Ontology annotation, biological process: mitotic DNA replication checkpoint signaling; DNA damage checkpoint signaling; DNA repair. The record is from RefSeq and is a predicted model, not a curated record. Bases 1 to 3654 code for a protein of 1217 amino acids. Gene Ontology annotation, molecular function: chromatin binding; ATP hydrolysis activity. Lineage: Eukaryota; Viridiplantae; Streptophyta; Magnoliopsida; Fabales; Fabaceae. The transcript has 16 exons.
AUGGAAGGCCCCGUCACUCCCUCCUGCAAUGCCGGCACACCACCGCGUCGCAGUAUCCGCCGGAGGUUAGUCCAAUCGACGCUCUUCCCUCACAAGCCACCAGAACCUAAUGAAAAGGACAACGAAGAGGAUGAACAAGACGAGGAUUACUGCGACACUGUCAAUCAUAAGAAGAGGAAGCCCAAGGGAAAAGUCACUCCUCGAAAAAAAAGUUCCAAUAAUGCCACGGCAAAGAAAAAUGUACCAGCUAAUGGGAUUAAGGGGUCAACUUCACGGCAAGUGUUGGCUAAUUCUGCUCAGGUUUAUACAACGGUGCCUGAUUUGCGGUUAGAGGCUAAAUUGUCAGCUGAGGAAAAUUCGAGGAUGUUUGCAGGACGGCAAAUACAUCCAUUUUUUUCAUCAAGGAAGGUGGGGAAGAAAGUUCACGACCUGGAUGAAUCAGGAAGUAAUUCGUGCACAGCUAAGAGUGAGGAUGAAAGGGUUACCUGUGGCCCUAUUCAUGUAUUUGAGAAUAUUCAGGAUGAUACCUCAUCCAUUGAUUGGAGAAACUGGACGUUUUUGGGAAAUACCACCUAUGCGAGUUAUGGUCCAGAAAUUUUAAAUUCAUCUGUUUUGGAGGGUUCUGUUGAAUCCUUAAAUUUUGAUAAGCUUCUCAGUAUUUUGGAUCCACCAGGUGCUUCAAUUUCUCAGAAUGCCUUAUCUUCUUCAGAUCGACUUUCUAUACAUCCAGAAAAUCUGCAAGAAAUAUCCCCAUCAAACUCAGCUUCACUAGCAGAAUACACAAUAUGUCCUCAGAUGGCAAAAGAUGCUGAAGUGGACUUGGAGGUGGAUGAUUCUGUUAUUUUAUCUGUGCAAGCUGGCAUUUUUAGAAAGACAGAUACUGAGCCACUGAGUAGAUUUCUUCAAGAAAGCAUGAGGUCAUACUACCGUAGUUGUGAAGAUAAGGUUGAGAGCAGCUUAUGGACAUACAAAUACAAACCGACAAAGGCUGUUGAGGUAUGUGGUAAUGAUGAAUCUGUGAAUUUCUUGCGUGACUGGCUACAUCUUUGGCAUGAAAGGCGUUAUCAAAGCAGGAAGGAUUCCUCAAACAGGGAUAAAAGUGACAUGCAAGACGAUGACGAUGAUUAUAACUGUUCUCACAGUGACUACCGUUCAGAAGAUAUAGAUGAGGAUGAUUCCCUGCAGAAUGUUCUUUUAAUUACAGGACCUAUCGGGAGUGGCAAGUCUGCAGCAGUCUAUGCUUGUGCCCAAGAGCAAGGGUUUGACGUUUUAGAGCUCAAUGCAUCUGAUAGUAGAAAUGGGACUGUUCUGAAGCAGUACUUUGGAGAUGCUCUUGGUUCACUUGGGUUCAAAAGAUUACUGGAACACACUGCGAGUUCACAGAAGAAAACUACAAAAUUGACCCCGGCUCCAACUUUGUUCAAUGGUAAAACUGCUGAUGAGGUGAAUGGUGGGGUGGUUGAACUGAUUUCCAUAUCUGAUGAUGAAGCUCAUGACCCUGGUAGAGCAUCACAGAAAUUACUUGGCAAAAAUAAUGUAGUUGCAUGUGAUAAAGUCCAAACUUUAAUUCUAGUUGAGGACGUGGACAUCCUUUUUCCUGAAGAUCGUGGAUGUAUUGCUGCGAUACAACAAAUUGCUGAGACAGCAAGGGGGCCAAUUAUAUUGACCAGCAAUAGUGAUAAUCCUGGCCUGCCUGAAAAUUUUGAUAGGCUCCAUGUCUCGUUCUCAUUGCCAUUGCCAAAGGAAUUGCUUUGCCAUUUGUACACUGUUUGUCUCACAGAAGGAGUAAACAUCCAUCCUCUUUUACUGGAGAAGUUUAUGCAGUCUUGUGAUGGAGAUAUCCGAAAAACCAUUAUGCAUCUUCAGUUCUGGCUCCAGAGUAAAAGAUUUAUAAAAGAUGGAAAAGCGCAAAUACGUUUUGGCUCACUUCCAUUCGAUCUUGAGGUUGGCCAUCAGAUACUACCAAAGAUAAUGCCCUGGGAUUUCCCCUCAGAGUUAUCCGAACUAAUUGAGAACGAAUUAAACUCUAGCUUUCAAGGGUUAGUUAAGGAAGACCAUCUUCAUAUAAAUGAAAGGCAAAACGAUUUAGAUGUGCAGUAUAUGGAGACUGAUUACAUAGAGGCCAAGAAGGUGGAGAUGAUAAAGAGAAAUGGAUCUAUAACAGAUUACAGGGAGCUUGAAAUUCAAUAUAAUGCUAUUUCUGAGUUUUCCAAUUCUUCUGGAUCCCCACUAGCAUCCUCUCGGCAAAAUGGUCGAAGGAAACUUGUAGUAAUGUCCUCUGAUUCCGAGGAUGAGGAUACGAAUAAUGGAUACCCUCUAGACACACAUGACGAAGCUAACAAGAGACAAUCCAUCAAAGAAAAUAAUGUAUGUCCCUCUGAGUUUCAAUUGAACGAAAACUACCCCAGCACAUCAGUUCGCAAACUGAUUUAUUCUGAAUCGGAGGAUUCAGAAGAGGACUGUUUUCAAUCUUCAGCAACAGCCGAUGAUACAUGCUUAAAUGAAACAUGUAAAUUUUCUGAUAUAUCCUGUGUGCCAGAAUCAACGAUUGUUCCUGAGACUGCAAUUGAAAAUGGAACAGAGACAAUGUCUGGAGCAGUGACUUCCGGCCAUUUUGUUGGUCCUCUAGAAGUUUCUGUGAAUAAUGAGUUGAAACCAUUCACUUUCAGUGUUCGUAAGCGCUUGACAAAAGUGUCACAAAAUUCAGAUUUGUUGGUGAAUACUGAAAUUCCAGAUUCUUCUCCAAAAGAGGUUCUGCAAGAUUUUCUAGAUGAAAAUAUGGAAACUAAAAUUGCCAAUGUGAUGGAUGAAUGCAGUCGUGUGGGUUUCAAUAUAAAAUCAACGUCUGUUGAGUCCAGUUCAUCAAUGGAGACAGAUAUGGUACAAAACUUAUGGAGAAAACUCCGUGACCGUGACUGUCGAAUGGAUUUAAGACAGCAAGCUACCCCAGAACAGCUAGGUGCUUUUCAAGUUGUUAAACUUGCUAGUGGGCUGAGCAAUCUAAUUUCAGAAGCUGACUUGUUUUAUGAUCACGAACAAAAACAUGAUAUUAUGGAACCUCCAACGGUCCUUUCUGAUGAACCAACAUCUAGUUGGUAUGAUAAGCAAAUAUUGAUGUCCACAGUUGCUGUACACGGGUUUUGUUUUUAUGCUAAACUUAUAGCAGAUGUGGGGUCAAAGUUGGGUUAUGCGAACAGGGUUGAUUUAACUUCUGAGAUGUUGGCUUCCACAACUAAUGUUAUGGCACUGGGGAAAUUAUCCGGACAUGAUCUCUCAAAAAGCACGAUUAUCUAUACUGGAAAGGAUUUAGAGUUGAACAACCCAAUAAGUGAUAUGCAGAAGAGCCUGCAUUACAGUGAAAACAAAACAUCCCUGUUCCACCUCAUCCAUUCCAUUGUUCCUGCAAGAAUAUCCUUGGCACUGAAAGGUGUUGCAUUCAAUGAAUAUCUAUCUUCAUUGCGCCAAAUUUCGAGGUCAGAAGCUUUCCGCAUUUCACAAGGCGCUGAGAAGAGAAAAGGAAGGGUGCGGGGUGCUCAACAUUACUUGAGCACAUGUACAAUGUUGUCUCCUGAAGAUAUAUCUUUGGUGAGUGAGGGUGAUUUGUACAGAAAGAUUUCUUCACAAUAUACAACUAACACCGAAAGCCAAUUGUAACU